Trichomonas vaginalis G3 is the source of this 345-nucleotide messenger RNA. Its product is annotated as Alba nucleic acid-binding protein family. The transcript has a single exon. Gene Ontology annotation, molecular function: nucleic acid binding. Lineage: Eukaryota; Parabasalia; Trichomonadida; Trichomonadidae. The coding region runs from base 1 to 345 and encodes 114 amino acids. The record is from RefSeq and is a predicted model, not a curated record.
AUGGAUUCUCGACCUGUUGUCAAACUUACCCUUGAGCAUCCAAAGAAAACAGAAACGGACAUAUAUAUUACAAAAAGUAUGGCACUAAUGCCAAUGGUAGAAGAAAUAAUCAAGAAACUUCACAAUCAUAAUGAAAUUACACUCCACGCAACAGGCGCUGCAAAUUAUAAAGCGCUAAAGAUAGCAACAGUAGUAAAAUCUAUGCAGAAGGGCUUGGUUGAAGCAACAGUUACAACUCAUACAGUAUCAACAACUGACUUUCUCAUUCCUACAAAAAUAGGUGAAAAGAAAGAACAGAAGUCGCGUAAUAUGAACGCUGUUACAAUUGUUCUUUCAAUUAAAUAG